Molecule: messenger RNA, 1831 nt
Organism: Myodes glareolus (Bank vole)
Lineage: Eukaryota; Metazoa; Chordata; Mammalia; Rodentia; Cricetidae
Gene: Farsa
Product: phenylalanyl-tRNA synthetase subunit alpha
Biological process (GO): phenylalanyl-tRNA aminoacylation
Cellular component (GO): cytoplasm; phenylalanine-tRNA ligase complex; cytosol
Molecular function (GO): ATP binding; tRNA binding; phenylalanine-tRNA ligase activity
Source: RefSeq, a predicted model, not a curated record
CGCCCGGCGGCCAGCACGCACUAAGCACACUGGGAGCCGCCAUGGCAGACAACCCGGUGUUGGAGCUGUUGCUGCGGCGACUGGAGGCAGCUGAUGGCGGCCUGGACAGCGGGGAGUUGGCUACGCAGCUGGGCGUGGAGCACCAGGUGGUGGUGGGCGCCGUGAAGAGCCUGCAGGCUCUGGGUGAGGUUAUUGAGGCUGAGCUUCGUUCCACCAAGUGCUGGGAGCUGACUGCUGAGGGUGAGGAGAUUGCUCGGGAGGGCAGCCAUGAGGCCCGUGUGUUUAGAAGCAUCCCUCUUGAGGGCCUGGUGCAGAGUGAGCUAAUGCGACACCCCAGUGGCAAAGUGGGCUUCAGCAAGGCCAUGUCCAACAAGUGGAUCCGAGUGGACAAGAGUGCAGCUGAUGGACCCCGGGUGUUCCAAGUGGUGGACAGUAUAGAGGAUGAGGUCCAGAGGCGAUUGCAGCUGGUCCAGGCAGGCCAGGCUGAGAAGCUGGCUGAAAAGGAGAGGAAUGAGCUCCGGAAGAGGAAGCUGCUGACCGAAGUGAUCCUGAAAACCUACUGGGUGAGCAAGGGCAAGGCCUUCAGCACAAGUGUGUCCAAGCAGGAGGCAGAGCUGAGCCCAGAGAUGAUCUCCAGUGGCUCCUGGAGGGACCGGCCUUUCAAACCCUAUAACUUCUCUGCCCAAGGGGUGCUCCCAGACAGUGGCCAUCUGCACCCCUUGCUCAAGGUCCGCUCCCAGUUCCGACAGAUCUUCCUGGAGAUGGGGUUCACGGAGAUGCCUACGGACAACUUCAUUGAGAGCUCCUUCUGGAACUUCGAUGCCCUCUUCCAGCCUCAGCAGCACCCAGCACGGGACCAACACGACACCUUCUUCCUGAGAGAUCCCGCUGAGGCCCUGCAGCUCCCAAUGGACUAUGUUCAGCGGGUGAAACGGACCCACUCCCAGGGUGGCUAUGGCUCACAGGGCUACAAGUAUAACUGGAAGCUAGAAGAGGCCCGGAAAAACCUGCUUCGCACUCACACCACAGCAGCCAGUGCCCGCGCCCUCUACUGCUUAGCCCAGAAGAAACCCUUCACACCAGCCAAGUACUUCUCCAUUGAUCGUGUGUUCCGGAAUGAGACGCUGGAUGCCACCCACUUGGCUGAGUUCCACCAGAUAGAGGGUGUAGUAGCCGACCAUGGACUGACCCUGGGCCACCUCAUGGGUGUGCUGAGGGAGUUCUUCACCAAGCUGGGAAUCACCCAGUUGCGCUUCAAACCAGCCUACAACCCCUACACAGAGCCCAGCAUGGAAGUGUUCAGCUACCACCAAGGUCUAAAGAAAUGGGUAGAAGUUGGCAACUCUGGGGUUUUCCGCCCUGAGAUGCUCUUGCCCAUGGGGCUCCCCGAGAAUGUGUCUGUUAUUGCUUGGGGUCUCUCCCUGGAGCGCCCAACGAUGAUCAAGUAUGGCAUCAAUAACAUCCGAGAGCUGGUGGGCCACAAGGUGAACCUGCAGAUGGUAUAUGACAGCCCUGUGUGCCGCCUGGAUGUCGAGCCCAGGUCUUCACAGACACAGGAGGCUGCGUGAUAUAGGCUGCCCCAGAGAGCUCUGUCCAGUCCCUGUGCAUCCCCCAGCGGUGACCUUGCUAAUAUUUAUGAGGCCUCUGUGAGGCUAGCUCACUCCCUCUGCUCACCCACCCAGGGGCAGGGUCCUGAGUGCAGGAAGCAGGUUUCUUGUGCUGGCCUUUGGUGGUGCGUGUAGUGUUCUUGUAAGGGUGGAUUUGGGCCCUGCGGGUCAGCUGUUGUCUAAUAAAGUAGGCACUUUCUCUUGUGCAGUGCCUUUUGUUAGGA